GGUGCGGGCGCUGGCCGGCCUGCCGCCGCCCGCCGCGCCCGCGCUGGCCGCAGACCACGAGCGGCGCGCGCUCGACGUGUGCACGGAGGUGCUCGAUGAGAUGCAGAAGGUGCGUGUACAAUGGGAGGCGGGCAGCGAGCCGGCUGCGCCGCUCGAUGUGUCGUGUCUCGCCGAGCUCACGCCCUGGAACGUGCUCGCGGCGCUAGCGGACCUCCACAUGCACGCGCUCACACAAUACGCGCCAAAGUGUCAGGACGCGGCGACACGCGCGCAGCUGUGGGAGAGCGCGACGCGGCUGGCCGAACGACUGGUGGCCGAGGGAGAGGCGGUCACCGAGCAGAGAGAACACCCGCACUACCGGUCACACACGGACCUGCGCCGCCAGCUGAUACAGCCCUACGUGGCGGCGGGUGAGUUGGAGCGUGCGGCCACCCUAGCAGAGCGUGCGCGGGAGCUGGAGCUGUUGGUGGACAUGUUCGUACGAGCGGGGGACGUGCGUCGGCUGCUCGAGUACAUCGACAAGUACCUCGAUCAGGGCAUGGCCGAGGUGGCGUUUGGAUAUCUGGCGUCGGGCACGGGCAGGAUGGGCGCACUCCUGGUGCGAGAGGUGGGCGCACGACACGGCGCCAGGCUGCGGCGCUGGCUGCGAGCGGCGCCUGAUCCUGCGCGCAGCCGCCUGCUGGCGCUGCACCUGCUGCAGGCUGGUCGGCCGCGGGCCGCCGCCGGAGCGUUGCUGGACCUGGCCGAGCAGGAGGCCACCUCCGUGCGCAGGAUGCAGACAAUGGCUUCUCUCGCGAAACUUGGCCUGUUGGCUGAUGAUGACGAAGAGGAAGAGAGGAAUGCGGAGGCGUGGGCACAGACCGAGAGGUUGCUCAGCCUUACCGCGCAGCACCGUGCGUUGCCCGCUGAGCUGCGCUUGCACUUCGGUCUGGACGAAGACUGUGCGCCGCUACCGCCGGAACGUCUCGUGCAGAUGUACGCUGAGUGUGAGAGCCGCUCGCUGUCGGAGUUCGACUACAAAAAGGCGCUUGACCUGCUGGAGCUGGUGGCGGAUGAUCAGCUACGAGAGUCACUCCGGCUGCAGGUCUGGACAGCUUGCAUCCUGCGGGACGAGUGGGCGAGUGCGCGGGACGAGAGCAGUGACGAGCUGCUGGCGAGGGACCCGCAGCUUGACGUGCAGGACAAGAUGUUCUACAAGCUGCUGGAGCUGCUGAAUGUGAUGGGCAGCCCGCUCCCGCGCUACGUGCCGCCGCUGUCGUCGUUGGAGCUCGAGCCCGCACUCGCUCGGCCGCUGGCCACGCCCCGCGCCCGCUACCUGCUGCGGCUGGCGUACGACACGCUGCUGGCUGCCUGUUGACUGCCGCCUGCUAACUGAAAACAACCCACACGCGUCGAUACUAAUCGUAGUAUGAACUGAAUCAGUAGGCAAUUUGUUAUAAGGGAUAUCCCUCACUUCUGGGCAGGGACGUGCAUAUCAUAUAGGCAAUUAGGCAGUGCCUACCCCGUUAUGAACCUAAAUAAAUAUAGUGUUAAUGUUAA
This is a messenger RNA of Leptidea sinapis, 1539 nucleotides long. RefSeq names its product nuclear pore complex protein Nup133-like. The record is from RefSeq and is a predicted model, not a curated record. Gene Ontology annotation, biological process: transcription-dependent tethering of RNA polymerase II gene DNA at nuclear periphery; poly(A)+ mRNA export from nucleus; protein import into nucleus. Gene Ontology annotation, molecular function: structural constituent of nuclear pore. The coding region runs from base 101 to 1357 and encodes 418 amino acids. Gene Ontology annotation, cellular component: nuclear pore outer ring. NCBI's taxonomy places the organism in Eukaryota, Metazoa, Arthropoda, Insecta, Lepidoptera, Pieridae. The transcript is spliced from 9 exons.